This is a messenger RNA of Penicillium chermesinum, 687 nucleotides long. RefSeq lists its product as uncharacterized. NCBI's taxonomy places the organism in Eukaryota, Fungi, Ascomycota, Eurotiomycetes, Eurotiales, Aspergillaceae. The record is from RefSeq and is a predicted model, not a curated record. The transcript has a single exon. The coding region runs from base 1 to 687 and encodes 228 amino acids.
AUGGCAUCUUUUGAAGACCUUGGCCCGGAGGCAUAUGAUAGCAAGGAAGUGCAGGCGUUCGUUGAUCGUCACAUUAUGUACCUCCUGGAUUAUGUGGCUGACGGCGAACUAUUCGCUCCCGCACGUCGCUAUCAGCCAAAUGUUGAUAAUGAUAAUGAUGAUGGCAAGAGCGACGCUCAGCAGCAGAAACUCCAACAAAUCGUCACGGUAAUCUGGAAAACUUUGAUCGAGGAGAUUUCGCUUACCCCUAAGGACGACAGCGGAGACACCACUAGCGACAAGCUCUCUCGUGACCAGGCCGCUACUGAAGAGCUCCCCGACGAAGACCCCAUCUCUGCCAACAAGCCCCUACGCCUUGCGUCUCUUCGCAGCCAAGUUCCUGUCAAGCCACACCUGCAAAAGGCCAUCGCUCAAGGCCACAUGAACUACGAUUGGCUAGGCGUCCAUGUCCUCGCUUUAUGGCGCAAUGUACUGAGGAGUCGCCGGUGCAAGCGCCUACGCAUGGCCAAGAAGAGACAGGCGGAGCUGAAGCAAUUGGGAGAAGAUGCGAAAAAGCGGUUGGAGGUUAUCAUGGCUUCCCAGGGCUUGUCCGAUCACGAUUCCCUUGUCGAGAAUGAUGACCCUGCUCAGGGAGGUGCCCCUGCUCAAGAGAAUAUCGCCACUGGAAAUGAUAGUCCUAUUGCUUAG